AUGUCUGGUGAAAAUGAUCCGACAUCAGACGAUAUUCCACCACAACCACCUGUAACAGACCCACAGCGAGAACUUGCUGCCCAGGCUAUGAGUGAGUUUGAGAAGGGUCAGUUCACAAACUGCACUAAGACGAUGGGUCAGCUGGCAGACGCUCGGCCCACGGACGUGAAAGUUGUGCAUAACCGCUCUGUGGCUCUUUUCUACCAGAGCCAGUGCAGAGCAGUUGAUGAGUUCCGGCAUAAUAUCCAGACUGUGUUUAACAUGGCGGUGGUCUUAUACCAUGAGAAGCAGUAUCGGGCAGCCUUGUCAGUGCUGGAGAAGCUCUUUAGAUACAUCGAGCCAAUAGAUGAGACACUGGCUCAGAAGAUGAUGUUGUUACUGACAGAGUUAUACCUUACAGUUCAUCAGCCAUAUGAUGCGAUGCGGAUGAUAGUGAACAUUGAAAAGUUUCUCUCUGGGAAAAGCCAGUCUUCUCAGGAUAAGGACAAAGACAGGAAUGACUCCAUCUAUGCAGCAGCGCAGGAAGCUUUGAAGGCCAAACUGACUUUGUACAAAGUUCGCUGCAACUUAAUGGCAAAGGUCAUGAAAAACAAAAAGGAGUGCAAAGCAUUACAAGGAAAUAGCCAGCCAGUAAAUUACGUGAAGGCAUACUAUGAAUAUUUGAAAGGCAACUUGAAAAAGGCAGCCAAGAUGUUAGGCAACCCCCCAGCUUUUCAUAUAUCCCCCACCAGCGGAGAAUGUCUGGCAGUAAUGUACGCCAACAACCAGGCACUUAUCAACAUGUGCCUGAACAAACCCAACCUGGCUGUCUGUCAGCUGCGAGAUGCUCUCAGGUUCAACGAGAAAGCCGUCAGGGAAGCUGUGCCCAAUGAUAAAGCGCGACCUCCACUACAGGUGAGCUUCAUCAGUCAGCACUAUGUCCUCUUCUACAACCUGGGUGUGCUGCAGCUUCACUGUAAGAGGCCCAGUGCUGCCUUCGACUGUCUGGUGGAGUGUGUCCAGGUCUUUCACAGAAACCCCCGCUUGUGGCUGCGACUGGCCGAGUGCUGCAUCAUGCACUAUAGAGAGGUAAGGCUGUUUAACAACGAUGUGGACCGGGAACACAAACUGAAGCUGGACGUUAUACAGGCCUCUGUGGGCUCGGGCUUCCACCACAAGCUUAUCUUGGGGCAGGGCGUUCAGAGAAACAAGAAAGUGGCAUCAUCAGGUGGUGUAUUUCCGACCCUGAGUCUGGGGUUUGCCUCCUUCUGUUUGAAAAAUGCUCUGGCACUGUUACCUGUGGAUCCUCUGGAUGUCAGACCCCCGCCCCAGGAUGAACAGGCAGAGUCCGGGCCACCUCCGACAGACCCCUUGCUGAUAUCUACAGAACCUGGGAACCCACUGAGGGAAACUGAAGUGGCAAACCUCAGGUGUUCCAUCCUCGCUGCCAGCGCCUAUGUUGCCCUGUGUGAAAACGAGUAUUAUAAAGCUCUUGCUCAUGCCGCCAACCUUCUGCGCCAGCCAAACCUUUCUCCUGCUCAAAGAUACCUGGGCUACAUGUACAAAGGGGAAGCUCUGAUUGCUUUGGACCGGAUAGCGGAUGCUGUGGAUACUCUAAACCCGGAUAAUGUGACAGAUGUUAGUACAACCUUACCAGAGUCUGUGACAGAUCAAGAAAAAGACCAAGAAAAAUUGGCAGAGAACAGAGAAUCCCUGGUGAAAUGGCAGCCGUCCAAUGUGACUGUAGCCAGGGCAUUCAUGCAGUACAACCUGGCCGUAAUGACUAGUUCUGAGAAAGUGGGAACACCCAUUCCAGUCCACAUGUUUUAUUUGAAACUCUACUUGGAUCUGAAACAAGGAAACAAGCAGGGAGCUAUCAGCAUCAUCAACGAGCACUUUGGAUAUAUUUCAAGGAACUGA
Molecule: messenger RNA, 1899 nt
Organism: Candidula unifasciata
Lineage: Eukaryota; Metazoa; Mollusca; Gastropoda; Stylommatophora; Geomitridae
Source: the annotation of a GenBank genome assembly